Messenger RNA from Rangifer tarandus platyrhynchus (Svalbard reindeer), 762 nucleotides. The record is from the annotation of a GenBank genome assembly. Lineage: Eukaryota; Metazoa; Chordata; Mammalia; Artiodactyla; Cervidae.
AUGGAAGGGCUAUUCAUAGAACCGUGGAGACCCAGUUCCUGGGCAUCGCCUGCUCCCCUAAUGGAAAGGAAGCAGCUGAGGGCCUUCCUGGCUGCUAAAUCUGACCCCUGGCUCGUCUUCUGGGAGCUAGUGGGCCGUGGCCCAGAGCCCUGCGGUCCCGGGAGCCAGAGAGACAAGUUCCUCAGCUUCUGCCCCAGGACAGAAGGAGGUGCCUCCCUCCCACAGGAGCCCACCUGCGUGCACAGCGCCUGCGCGGAGGACUCAGAAGUGGCUGGAAGCUCCCCACGGCCCGUCGCCAGCUCCCUAGGAGAGCCCGUGCGCAUCCCUGGGCUGGUUGCUCUCAUUCUUUCCAUGAUUCAGGAGAGGCUGGGCGUUGGCAGGGAGGUGCUGCCCGCGGAGACUCCAAGGGCCCGGGAACUCAAGUUCAACGUGGCCAUGCGAGGGUGGGUCCACGUGCCGUCCAGCCGCCUGCGGGUACCGCAGUACCGAGCCGAGCCUCCGUCCUGGCAGCCUCGGGCGCUCUGCCCCCUGCAGGAAGCCUCGCACAGCCUCGCGGCUGCUUUUUCGGAGACUUCAAAAGGCCCGGCGGGCGCCGCGGCCCCUGCACCUAUGAACCGCCCUCCGCGCCCGGAGCCCGUGCUGGAGUCCGAGGACGCAGAGCGGCUGAAGCUCGAGCGCAGGCGGACCCGGCGGGUGGCGCAGCCCAGCGCGCCCAUGCCCCUCCCGGUGCCGCUGCGCUCCGAGCGCCCGCGCCCAGUUUAG